AUGCGCGCACCACCUCCUGCGCCCGCGCCUGCUCCUACGCCCGCACCUGCACCUACUCCUGCUCCUGCUCCGGGUGCGCAACCCAUUCAAGGGCCCCCGCCACCAAGGCCACCCAUUAUUCGACCCACGUUUACCCAAACAACCCCUCCUCCCCAACCCACCCCUACCCCACCUCCACCUCAACAACCCACCCCUACCCCUACCCCUACCCCAACACCACCUCAACAACCCACCCCUACCCCUACCCCUACCCCUACCCAACAACCCAUCCCAGCCCCAUCUCUUCCACGACCUACCCCGACCCCGGCUCGAGCUAUUAGUGUGGUGGAGCCACCAACACAGCCAACUCCACCACCAUCAUCCUCACCUUCCGGGGCAGUCAUAGGACGUACCCCUCCACCACUGUUGAGAACUGCAACAACCACACCUGUCCCUAGUCGCGCCGUAUCCCCACCAUCCUCUCCACCUAAAACCAUCAAACCACUUGAACAAACCCCACCACGAGCAUCAUCACCGCCACCACGAUCGCUCUCUCCACCCAAGAGAACUCAACUUAUUCUUUCACCGCCGUCCUCACCGCCUCGCGCUCCCUUAAACCAAAACACCACACCGCCUGAAGCAACAUCCACCAUGCGCCCUCUUUCCCCAUUACAACUCCCUUCACUUAACCAGAAACCCUAUGAUGAAGGCACACAAGAAUACACCCAAAAAACCAUGCUUGUUCAAGAAACCAAAGAGAAACCCAAGACUUCCGCUACCGGUUUUAACGCUAGGCACAUUGGUGGCUUCCAUACUCAUAACAACAACGCUACACGAAAACCCGAAACCCUCAAGAAACACAUGGAUUCAGAAGAUGCAGGGAAGAAUAUCAUAACCAUUGCAGGUGAAAACAAAGGGGCGAUUAUGAACAUAACUCCUUCUGGCGACAAAAAACAAGAUUUUGGCAAAAACAUACACUUCAAUAGGAACAAUCCUCCUAACACAUUAAACAACGAUGGCGAAACGGACUCAGAUGCAAAGAACAAGAAUCAAAAUUCAAACUCACCUCUCAAGACAUCAUUCCUGAACAGUAAUGUGCAAGGUGUUAACAAUUCCAUUCUCUUUAACUGCUCAAUCAACCAUCAUGAUCCUGGAAUCCACCUCACCCUCUCCACAAAACCGGAUCGUGAUCUGGAUACUGGGAAGCGAGCGUUACUCUGA
This is a messenger RNA of Helianthus annuus (common sunflower), 1200 nucleotides long. RefSeq lists its product as uncharacterized. The transcript has a single exon. The coding region runs from base 1 to 1200 and encodes 399 amino acids. The record is from RefSeq and is a predicted model, not a curated record. NCBI's taxonomy places the organism in Eukaryota, Viridiplantae, Streptophyta, Magnoliopsida, Asterales, Asteraceae.